CAUCCGGUUAGCUUGUUCUUUGAUCAAUGGCAACUAAAACUAGUUCUUGUUCCUCUUCUCUGAGUCUCUUCUCUUCUCCUUUGACUAUUGAGCAACUUAUUGAUGUACUUAAUCUGUUGAAGAGAUGUGGUUUCCCUCAGAGGAGAUGGAAGGAACUAGGACUGACACUAGGACUACUCAUGGACUCACUGGACGCUAUUGCAGAAAACUACUCAAAAGUAGAAGAUCGUUUUAUUGAAUGCAUUGCCAGAUGGUUGCGUAGAGCUGAUAAUGUCGACAGUAAAGGAGGAGCUACCUUUGACUCACUGUCAGAUGCUCUUAAAUCUAUGAAUGAGAAUGCUGCAGCUGAAAAUUUAGAUCAAGAAAACCAAUCCUUCAAUGAUGAUAAGAAGCUUAUUAAAGUUUUUAUUCCUGAUAAUGAUAUGAGCACUGAUACAUUAAGCACUGGAACAACUGCACCAUCACUUACUCCACCUAAUACACCAACUGUUGAGAUAGCCAUUCCUAAAUGCAUGAGUCAUGAAUUCACUUCAAUACAAACGUCUUAUGGUCGAAUGUUGUACAAUGUUCAUAAAAUAAUAAAGAACAAGCCACCACCAUUAGAUGAUGUAAAGGAAUUUUUGCGUUGCUGUAAGAAAGGUCUGGAAUCAAAGCUGUCUUUGUGUUCCAAUAUCACUGAAAUAUUAAGAGUAGUAGAGAAGGAGUGUUCGUUGAUUAACGUCAGGCUGCUUCAAUCAUUGGUUGAAGAAUUUGGAAUCAAAAAAGCUGAAAAAUACAUCACAGAAUACAACAGCAUUUUAAAAGAGUUUUGUCGUACAGUAAAAAUUAGUCUUUGCUUAAAUGAGAAGUUUGAAGCAUUAGGAGGUAGUCCUUCUCUUCAAUGUGAAACAGUUACAUAUGUCUUUGACUGGGAACCAGAUGAGCACAUGCUACAAGAUAUUGAGCAAAUCAUUUCCAAGACGUCUGGUAAACUAAAUGGUCUAAUGAAGCUUACUGUUGGAUACUGCACAAUAUGGAAGAAACAAAAGAUACCAUGUGAGAUAAAGGAACAACCUCAUGAUACAAAGAGACAAAAAGAACUUAAAAAAACUGCACAGCAACUAACAAACAUACUUAGUGAAAAAGAAAAGGAAUUGAAUAAAAUUAAGGAAAAAAUACAAGAAAUGUCAUCACAGAAUGAAACUAAGGAGGAUCAAAAUGAAGAGGAAUGUACACUAGUGGAAAUAAAGGAAGUAAAAGAAGCAACCAGUGAUUUGGAAGAAAAACUACAAGGAAUGAAAAAAGAAUAUCACAUUAAAUGUCAUACAGAUUCUACUUCAGCAUCUUACAAAAUCAUAAAGGGAAUGAGAAUGGAAAUAGAACAAAUAUUAAAAAAUAAAACUGGUUUACUGGAUCAGAAUGAAUCAUUAAUAGAUAUUAAGGGAGAAGGUUUACUGGAUCAGAAUGAAUCAUUAAUAGAUAUUAAGGGAGAAGGUUUACUGGAUCAGAAUGAAUCAUCAAUAGAUAUUAAGAGAGAAGGUUUACUGGAUCAGAAUGAAUCAUUAAUAGAUAUUAAGGGAGAAGGUUUACUGGAUCAGAAUGAAUCAUCAAUAGAUAUUAAGAGAGAAGGUUUACUGGAUCAGAAUGAAUCAUUAAUAGAUAUUAAGGGAGAAAUAGCUGAACUACAAGAACAGAUAUCAUUAAUGAGUGUACAUAUACUAAAUAAAAGAGAAGAGAAUGAAGGAUUAAUGUAUAAAAUAAAAGAUUAUAAAAGAGAUACAUUGAAACUGAACCAGAAAAUAUCCAGUGAACAGACACUGGAUAAAAGAGAAGAGGGGCAACAGGCUUUUCAUCGAGAGAUAAAGGAACAGUUGGAUAGACUAAUAAUAAACGUGGAAACAGUAGAACCACAUAAAACUAAAUUUGUGUUUCAAAUUUCAGAGCAUUAUAGUUUUGAUGAAAUGAGAGGAAAAUUUGGAACUUUCUAUUUCAGAGUCACUUGACUGGUAUCUCACACCAUCAGAGUGAACCAACUUGAAGAUUUCAUAGAAUUUCUUGAUGAUUGCUAUCCUGAGCUAGGUCCUAACCUAACCUCUGCUGCUACAGUGAAAGAUGUCAUGAAAGUUAUUAAAACCAAAUGCAAUGUCAUCAAUAUUGCACCAGUAGAGGUAGCAGUCAGUUUCAACAGUAAAGUAGAAACUGAAGCGAAGCCAUUGAUAUCUGAUUAUAAUGCAGCUGUCAAUGAGUUCUGUCAUACUUUCAAGCUUCAAUUCUUGCUCGAUAAAAAGCUUUCAACAAGCGAUUUUCUUGUUUGUGAAACAAUUGAGUUUGUUCUAGACUGGGAUCCUGCUGAGCACUUAUUGAAUGAUAUUCGUCGUUUAACGGAGAAAUCAUUGCAAGGAUUGAGCAGAAGGAUCAUAGUCAAAAGCAUGCAUAAAGGGAACUCUGAAGAAGUAGGGAACUAAAGAAGCAGGGGAAUUAGUAAGGUGAUCAUGUAUUCAUUCGAAGAGAUUGUCCAAGUCAUUCCUAUUUUAUCCAAGUUAAACAAUCACUGCUUAUACACAAUAUCCUUGUUUUGUAAAUUUAACAAUAA
Amphimedon queenslandica is the source of this 2572-nucleotide messenger RNA. Its product is annotated as GRIP and coiled-coil domain-containing protein 2-like. The record is from RefSeq and is a predicted model, not a curated record. Gene Ontology annotation, biological process: signal transduction. The transcript has 15 exons. Bases 27 to 1982 code for a protein of 651 amino acids. Lineage: Eukaryota; Metazoa; Porifera; Demospongiae; Haplosclerida; Niphatidae. Gene Ontology annotation, molecular function: protein binding.